CGGCUGCUCUAGUACUGGCCUUGGGCGGAGGUGACAAUCACCAAUCCGGCCAAGGCCCAGAUAGCUAAUGUUACCGCCAACUGUUACAGGUAUGUGUGCAGCUGUGACAGGACUGAGCUGGAGACGAUGAGGGGUCCUACCCCGAAAGGGUCCAGUCUUGGAUAUUAGCAGGCGUAGUGAGUGGGUCACGGUUCGGCUGCUAAACUGCUAACUUUUUUGCUUUUCUUGUUUUAGUAAUGGCUGAAAGUAAACGAACGGAAUCAUUACCCCAGGUGGGUACCUGCUCAAGCGGGGAAUCCCACUCCUCCUUUUUGGAGGACAAGCCCAUGGAUUCUGGGGAGGGCAACGAUCAGCUUUCCUUUAACAAUGAUAAUGUUACUGUUCAGAACACCGCUAUGGAGACGGAACCUGGGGAGAUCCUGGACACGCCAGAGGUCUUCUCGAGAAGUUCCUUAACAGCAAGAACUCCACCCAAUUCAUCAACUGAUGUGCUUGAGCUUUGCCACAGGUUAGAUGCGGACCUGAACAAGCCACUAAACACCAGCAGUGCUGGUGACUCUCCAUCUCUGGCGGAUGUUUCGUCCGACUCUGAGAUCACUUUUACAGUUAUGACCAAAACUGAGUACAAUAUGUCUGUUAGAGAAAGGAAAAAGGCUGAGGGCACGUGGAUCCCUAACAGACAGUGGAGAAAGAGGAAGCGAGAGUCCCUGAGUUCUCCUGGGGAAGGUUCAGGCGUAUCACCGAUGCGUAGAACCGGAUCCGAUAGUAACCCUGGGUCGUCUCAAAAUCCUCCUCCUAAGAGAAAUAAAAACUCUAAUCAAUCAGCAGAUGGACUCGUUGCAGGAAAGGCCAGCUACAGAGAUCAGCUUGUGGGUCACAAGUUGGCAGUAGCUCCAGCGGCCUAUCCCGAUGCGAGAUUCUCUGUUGAGGAAUGUGAUUUGUUGCAGGACAAACUGAUGGAGUUGGUGUUUGGUGAUGACGGCGCCAACAUUCCUCAUCAGUUUGAAAAAAUUUACCAUGAGAAGGGUGCUCUUGUCGUUACUUGUGGUAAUUCUGAAACAACUGACUGGCUAAAGAGGGUGGCACCGAAGCUGGCGCUGGGAAGUGAGGGGAGUAUGGAGGUCAUUGUAGCAGACUAUAAGGAUCUGUUGCGCACGACCAAAGUGCUCCUACGCACUGACAGGCGCUUGGCCAAGGUCGAAGCCUCUAAAGUGUUUGUUCAGAUUGAGCGGCAAAAUCCUGGUGUCACGACUAAGGACUGGCGCGUCAUUGGUGGGAAGAGGAAGGAUGAUCAUCAGAUUCUUGUUCUUGCUAUUGAUGAAAUGAAUGCGCAGGUUCUGAAAGAUCGUGGCUGGAUUAUCUAUCUGGGUCUGGGGAAAAUACAGCUCAGAGUUAUCUCUGGUGCUCCCUGUGAUGACCCAGGUCCUCCAAGCGAACCUACAACAUAGUAAGGCUGCCACGGCUGUGUUCUGUCUGAGCACGGUUAAGCAGUCCUUAGAUUAUGCCUUGAUUCAGGAACCCUGGAUCAAUAAUUUUAGAAUUGCGGGGAUGGGAACUAUAAAGGGUAGCAUCUUCUCUGCAUCUGUACCACACCCUAGAACUUGCAUUUGGGUUAAAGAGGGGCUAAAAUGUAAUCCAGUUCUAGAGCUUUGUUCGAGGGACGUAACAGUAAUUAAGACUGUAUGCACUAAAUCCAACAUAAAACUGCUGCUGGCCUCUGUUUACAUGCCACAGGGCGACGAUGGACUGUUCCCAUCGGCCGAGGUCAGAAGAUUGGUCGACCUCGCACACGAGUCUGGAUCCGAACUCGUGAUAGGCUGCGACUCCAAUGCCCAUAAUACGGCCUGGGGAUGCAGGGACACUAACAACCGAGUGCAGCAGGAGGAGGUGAGUCCAGAGCGGCCUAACCUGGGCCGUCGUGCCACUCAUUCUAUGUGGAGCACUGCUUGCCGCAUAGUCACCUUCAGCAAGGUAAGAUGGGCUGUUGGCUUAUUACGACCCUUCAAAUCGCCGGGUCCUGAUGAGGUAAGACCUGUUUGUUUGCAGGAGGGUCUUGAUACAAUUAUACACCCACUCUGUAAACUUUUCAG
This is a messenger RNA of Macrosteles quadrilineatus (aster leafhopper), 2090 nucleotides long. RefSeq lists its product as uncharacterized. The record is from RefSeq and is a predicted model, not a curated record. Lineage: Eukaryota; Metazoa; Arthropoda; Insecta; Hemiptera; Cicadellidae. The coding region runs from base 237 to 1448 and encodes 403 amino acids. The transcript has 2 exons.